AAAUCUCAAACUUAUAUCGUCAUCGCUGCUGCCGAUGCAUCGACUUCUUCGCUAAUAUCGUACAGAUACAAAACCCUCGUUGCCUGUGCGCACACCCAAAUUUACCGACUGGGUCCGAGUGCGGCCAGGGCUCAGCGCUGCUUAUCGGGGGGAAGUCUGCUAUCGCAACGUGUUCCUGGCAGCAACGGGCGUUUUGAAACCUGCGCUUCUUUGAUAAUUGACGAGAUCUGGGGUAAAGGUAUUUCAGGCAUGUGCAGAUUGUAGUUUAGCUCAAUCGGUUGCCUCGUGUGUUCAGUGAACGCAGAGAUCUUUCUGAUCGCGUGGAUUGAAUCUUAAUCUCGACAAUAUAAAGCAACGAUAUCUUCGCUCGGAGUUAUAGUCGUGGCAUGGAAACAAUAGCCCGGUCAGCUAUCUCUGGGUAUUUAGUGCUAUCAUGGAGAGCCUCUCUAUUACGGGAGUUUUGCAAUCCAAUGAGACUCAAUCUGCGGUGAACGGUGCUGCUCCUGAAGAGUCACCGCUGCCGCAAAGUCAAUUGACUGAUGAGCCUACAAGCUUGGAGCGCGAAGACUACUGGAACGUAGUCUAUGAUCCAGACAUACAGCCGGAUCAGUAUGCGGGCGAGUCCACCGACUAUGAUAUCGAUAUAUACUGGGUCGACCGGCCGGCGGUUCUGCUUAAUCGGAACAAGCGCCUGAAGCGGAUCCGCCGUCGUCUGUUUGCAGACUACGAGCGCGAGCUGGAAUUGCGUUCGUCAGAGAUUGGCCCGAAUGAAAAGUUCCCAAAGUUUCUGGCAGACGAAAAGUGGGGGCUGAUCAGGUCUUAUAUUCCGGCGCGCGAUGGAUCGUCGUACAUCACUGAGCUGCCGACUGAGGUUCUCGAGACUGUUUUCCACAAGAUGUUUUAUCUGCUUGUUUUUGAUCAUUAUCGGAAGCCUGGAAUGGCAAAGGUUGCGUGUGUCAAUCGUGCGUUCAAUAGUCUGUUGCAACCUAUACUGUUCAAGUCGAUUGCGAUAGACAAUGUCGAGCUUUUGAAGGAACUGGCCUCUCUUAUAGCAGCUUGCCCUCACAUUGGACCGCUGAUCAAAGUGCUAAAACUGAAGUUCAGUUCGGCGUCCGAAAACGAGGCUCGAGAGAUCUCGCUUCUGCUGAGCAGGAUCGUGCAAGAGUCUCCUAAUCUCAAGACGAUCUCGGUGAUGAUGUCCAGCGGUCGUGAAGGACAUGAUCUGGUGAUUCCUUGCUUGAAUCGCGAGCUGCUGGGUGGGUACACGUGCAACGUCGUCAACCUGAACUUCAUCUUUGCAAACUAUACGAUGCCGUUCACCAAGUUUGCUCAAGGGUUUCAAAAUCUUAAAGUGCUGCAGAUCGGGCACGUUGAUAUGUCGCGGCUGGCGGUCAACAAAAAUGACUUGCGGAUCAGGCUGUCUAGCGUGGAGUACCUGCAACUGACGUCGCCUACAUUGGGGCAGUCUGCGGUGCAGCUUCUGGCUGCUGCACUCCCGCGGAUAAAAUCUGUAGAUGCGACAGCCGUGUCGGGCGGAAUCGUUGACUUGUUGUGUGCUAUCGCGGACAGAACCGAUACGCUGGAGAACGUCAAGCUCACGCGGUGUGCGGGUCAGGGGAUGAAAAACAGCUUUACGGAUAAGCUGUGGAUGACACUGAGAUCGGUCGAAAUGACUGGCUGCAGUAUGCUGUCGGCAAGGAUUCUCCCCACGUAUGAGGGGUGCAAGAUCCAUUGCUUGCCGAAACUAAAAAAGCUACGAAUUACUGCGGACAUCAAACUGCCGAUGAGCAAUGAGCGCUUCGACGAGCUGAUCGAGGCAGUCAACCGGCUGCCUGGUGUCGUUGGACAGCAGACCGCUCCGCUUGAACCUACAGGUGCCACGGCCGGCUCACGACGUACAGGUACAGCAGCGCCGGGAGUGGAUAUUGCGAUUGUCUGGGACAAUUGCGCGUUUGGCGACUCGUUCGGGUCCGCGGUCUCGAUGUCUCUUGCGCAGAGGUACGUGACGCUGCCGAAUUACAUGCACUACACGAUACUAGAGACAGUAGGGCCGGUGGACGAGCCGCGCACAGUGAAACGGAUGGAUGUGCAGACUGCGGAGAAGUUCUGUUUGGAUCUCGGGAUUCGGUUCAGACAGGCGACAGCGGCUGUGCUGGUCUGAAAGGGGAGGAGAAGGAGGACUGCUUGCAUUUAGAGUAGAAUUACGUUUACAGACCCUGGGAGUUUUGAUACAGUUGGGAGUUGCCCCUGCCUCCACACCAGGGAUGCAUUGCAGAGAAAGCAGCAUCAGCAGGCAUACCACUGGAUAUGUACACAUAGAAAUACUAGCUGAUUAUUCUCACUACAACUACAAUACACGUACACGGCGAAACAG
This is a messenger RNA of Myxozyma melibiosi, 2374 nucleotides long. RefSeq lists its product as uncharacterized. Bases 434 to 2161 code for a protein of 575 amino acids. The record is from RefSeq and is a predicted model, not a curated record. Lineage: Eukaryota; Fungi; Ascomycota; Lipomycetes; Lipomycetales; Lipomycetaceae. The transcript is spliced from 2 exons.